Otolemur garnettii (small-eared galago) is the source of this 2675-nucleotide messenger RNA. RefSeq names its product tyrosine kinase non receptor 1 (gene TNK1). The transcript is spliced from 12 exons. The record is from RefSeq and is a predicted model, not a curated record. Gene Ontology annotation, biological process: multicellular organism development; cell surface receptor protein tyrosine kinase signaling pathway; positive regulation of kinase activity. Lineage: Eukaryota; Metazoa; Chordata; Mammalia; Primates; Galagidae. Bases 75 to 2147 code for a protein of 690 amino acids. Gene Ontology annotation, cellular component: signaling receptor complex. Gene Ontology annotation, molecular function: ATP binding; transmembrane receptor protein tyrosine kinase activity; protein binding.
UCGCCAGGUGAGGUCCCUACCAAGCAGAGCGCCCCGGGGUGGGGCGCGCAGGCGAAGCGGCGGUGGCUUGAGAUAUGCUCCCUGAGGUGGGCUCCCUGUGGCUGCUGAGGCUGCUCCGGGACAUCCAGCUGGCCCAAUUUUACCGGCCCAUCCUUGAGGAGCUUAAUGUCUCUCGGCCAGAGCAUUUCGACUUUGUAAGGCCUGAGGACCUGGAUGGAAUUGGCAUGGGCCGGCCUGCCCAGCGCAGACUGGCUGAAGCUCUGAAGAAGCACCGUUCAGGGCUCAAGUCUAAGAACUGGGUCUACAAGAUCCUCGGAGGUUUUGCCCAAGAGCAGAAGGAGCCUACCCUGCCCUCAGACAGCCCACUGCGCCUCCAUGAGCCAGAGGGGGGACUCAAGUGUCUGAUUCCAGAGGGUGCUGUGUGCAGGGGGGAACUGCUGGGCUCAGGUUGCUUUGGUGUGGUGCACCGGGGGCUGUGGACCCUGCCCAGUGGCCAGAGUGUCCCAGUGGCUGUCAAGUCCCUCAGGGUAGGUCCCGAAGGCCCUGUUGGCACAGAGCUGGGGGACUUUCUUAGAGAGGUGUCAGUCAUGAUGAACCUGGAGCACCCACAUGUGCUGCAACUGCAUGGCCUUGUAUUGGGCCAGCCUCUGCAGAUGGUGAUGGAGCUGGCUCCGCUGGGCUCCCUGCAUGUGCGCCUGAUGGCCCCAGCCCCUACACCCCCACUGCCGGUAGCCCUGCUCUGCCUCUUCCUGCGGCAGUUGGCGGGGGCCAUGGCAUACUUGGGAGCCCGUGGGUUAGUGCACCGAGACCUUGCAACACGCAACCUAUUGCUGGCUUCACCCUGCAGGAUCAAAGUGGCAGAUUUUGGGCUGGUGCGGCCGCUGAGCGGUGCCCAGGGCCGCUACAUCAUGGGUGGGCCCCGGCCCAUCCCCUAUGCUUGGUGUGCACCAGAGAGCUUGCGCCAGGGAGCCUUCUCGUCUGCUUCAGAUGUAUGGAUGUUUGGGGUGACGCUGUGGGAGAUGUUCUCCAGGGGCGAGGAGCCCUGGGCUGGGGUCCCGCCAUAUCUCAUCCUGCAGAGGCUGGAGAAGGACCGAGCCCGGCUACCUAGGCCUCCCCUCUGCUCCAGGGCCCUCUACGCACUCGCCUUGCGCUGCUGGGCCCUCCAUCCUGCUGACCGGCCUACCUUUUCCCACCUGGAAGAGCUUCUCCAAGAGGCCUGGCCUUCUGAAGGACGCUGUAUAAGGAAUGUCACAGAGCCAGGCACCCUGAGGAUGGAGCCCGGUGAUCCUAUCACCAUCAUCGAGGGCAGCCCAGACUCCACAGUCUGGAAGGGCCAGAAUGGUCGCACCUUCAAAGUGGGCAGCUUCCCAGCCUCAGCAGUGACACUGACGGACUUGUCUGGCUUACCAGCUACUUAUCCAGUCCAUAGAGGCUCCCCUGCUCAGGGAGAACAGCCCCGAGGAAGAACAGAUGGGAACAGAAAAAAGACAAAGCUUCGGGAUCUACCUCCAGCACAGGGCCAGAGAAGGAAUGUGCCCCUGCAGAGGAUGAAAGGCAUUUCCAAGAGUCUGGAGUCAGUUCUUUCCCUGGGCACUCGCCCCACAGGAGGUGGUUCAAGCCCCCCUGAACUUCGACAAACCAGAGCUGUGCCCCAGGGACACCCAGGCCUGCCUCCACACCUACCUUUUGCCUCCAGCUCCUCUCAGCCCAGCCAGCCCCCUAGGGAGCGACCUUCCUGGCCCAAAAGAGAACCUCCACACAAUCACCCCAUGGGGGCACUUGGAGCCAGUAAAGCCUCUGUUCCCUCUAGAGGCCUCCUGCCCAACCCUGAGUUGCAAAGGAAGAUUACAGAGAUGGAGCUGAGUGUACAUGGAGUCACCCACCAGGAGUGCCAGGCAGCCCUAAAAGCCACUGGGGGAGAUGUGGAUUCUGCCAUCCGGAACCUCAAAGUAAAGCCAGAUCCUUCUCUGGGACUACCUCCUCCCCUGUCCCUGACACCUAGUGGUCAUCUCCACUGUCUCCUGCUCCCACAGGUAGACCAGCUUUUCCAUCUUAGUAGCCGGUCCAGAGCCGACUGCCGGAGCAUCCUGGAGCAUUACCAGUGGGAUCUCUCAGCUGCCAGCCGCUAUGUCCUAGCCCGGCCCUGAGCUCUGCCUCCUUGGGCAUGUACACCAGAAUAGAAACCCUCAGUCCUUCAGGGCCUAGUCUUUGGGACCAAGCAGAACCAGAACAAGAUCCUGACAGGGGCAAACUUUUUCACCUGGGGAAAUCCCACCCACUACAGGCAGGUAGAGGAGGAGCCUGAGGUCAGGCAAUGACAAAUGUUUCCUCCCUAUCCUACCCUUGGCCUCUGAGGCCAAGAAGGAUCUAAUCCACUAUGCCCACCACAGUCUAAAACAAGAGGAAGACUUGGAGGAAAUGAGCUACUAUACACCCUGUCCAGAGGAAGCUUCUACCUGCUACAGAAGAUGAUGAAGUGGCCACACUGGACCAUGAGAAUAGCCAUCCUGAACUGUCAUCAGUCACCACACUGGACUCUGAGCUGUCAUCCUGGAUGAUGGAAGCAGCCAUACUGACUUGGGACACACAGGGCCACUGUAGGGGAUGACAAUUACUCUUUUGAACUCAAGGUCAUUUGAUCUGGUAGCAUGGAUUAUGAAGCAGCCAGCCCCUGC